This is a messenger RNA of Nannospalax galili (Upper Galilee mountains blind mole rat), 1752 nucleotides long. RefSeq names its product NUT family member 2F (gene Nutm2f). The record is from RefSeq and is a predicted model, not a curated record. Lineage: Eukaryota; Metazoa; Chordata; Mammalia; Rodentia; Spalacidae.
AUGGACCCCAGCAGAUAGGCAUGGCUAAUGUCCAAGCCUAUGCGGAUAUCUUCUGAAGCAUCAUCGAUGCCAGGACCGAACAUGAGCAUCAACCCUGGCACCUCCACGCCUACAUUUACAACCCUGCCUGUUCUCCCACCUGCCCCCCAACCAGCACCCCAAUUAUUCUGGGAGCCUCCAGUACCCCUCAUGACUGCAGGGAUCUCUCCCAGGAACCCUUUAGUGCCAUCAGCCUUGCCUAAGAUGUCCUGGGUGGCAGGAGAUGAGGGCUGAGGCCUGUGUGCAGCUGUGCCUCUGAACAUGGUGCAAGUUGGCACACCAGGGAGGCCUAGCCAGCCUGUGUACAAUGCCAACAUUGUCCUCACUCAGGUGCCCCACAAUUGCAGUGUCCCUGGGGCCCCUGAGGGAUGUAGAGCACCCUGCUCCCCUCCUCAUGACGCACUUCCUAUGAACACCUUUGUGAAUGUCCCAGCCAUUGCGACUUCCAAUCGCCAGGAGGGGAGCUGGGUCCUGGGCCCUCACCCUCCAGUCUGACUUCCAGUUGUCCAGCUUGUGCAGAUCACAUACACAGUGAAUGCAGUACCACCUCCUCAAGGGCCAUAUGGAGAGGGUGGCCUGGCCAACUUCCAGACCAACCCCCCAGAAAACUUGUCCGAACAUGAACCAGUGCUUCGGUCCCUGGCCCAGUGGAGGCCCACCAUAAAUGUGGAGGAGGGACUGUGGAAGGGUCUGCAGGAAUGGCAAGUCACAAGCAACUCAGACAAGAUGAUCUUUCAUGAGAAGGCAGAUAAAUUCACAGAAUUUGAGAGAGCACAGGAUAUGGAGAAUCCGAGGUUGGAGAUAAUGAGAGGCUUCCAGUGCCAACCACCUUCAGCCCCACUGAGUCAGGAUCCUUCAAGGUUUCCAGCACCUGAGGUUGCUGAGGAGACAGUGUACACUUCCAUGAAGAAUGUCAACCUACUGGCACCCAGACACCAGCAGUCACCAGAGAUCAGGGUAUCCAAAGAGAUCUUGCCUGAAGCCCUGCAGAAGUACAUGGACAUCAUACACUGGCUGGAGGGACUUCCAGACUCAGUCACAGGGACUGAGGAAAAGGGGGACGAUGACAACACUGAGGCAGAGCAGGAAGGGGUCAACUUACAUCCAGACCCAGGACUCCUGAGCUAUGUUGAUGAGCUGUGCUCCCAGGAAAACUUUGUUGAACAGGUGGAGGCCAUCAUAAACCCCCGAUUUAUGGCUGAAAUCCUUUCCCUGAAACCAGAGGAUAUGCCAGCUCCAACACAGCAGCUGGAGCAGGAAGAAGGACUCACUAUUAACCAGUGUCAAGAGGCCACCAGUGCAGAGAUGUUGGUGCCUAAGCCUGUUGCUAUCCUCUUGGAAAGUCAAGGGUCACCCUCACUAGGGGCGAUCCUGCUCACUGCUGCUCCCUAUGGCCCAGGAACUCUCCCACAAAGUGCAGGAUCCAGAUGUGCAGCCAAUUUCACAGGAGCCUCUCGUACUGGAGGACUUCAUGAGUCAGUGAACAGGAGCAAUCAGGAUGAGGAUGAGGUCCCCAGUUCAUCCUUUUUCCUGUCCUCUCAGAACCAUCAGGUGCCCUGGAGACCAUCACACAGCUCUAGCCCCGAUGCAGGGCUUCCUGACCUUGGAAUUGCUUCUCAGCCCUCAUCUCCCCAGAAAGGGGCCUCAGCCCUGAUAGCCCUCCAGCUGCCAAGUCAAAGAAGCAAGUUCUCAUUGGAGGCCCAGGUCCUGUGA